CUCCCUCCACCAGCAGCAGCUGGACUCGCUCCCCUCCCCGUUUCUGCACAAGCGGAGGCGACUCCCUCCUCACCCGAUGAGUUUCGGCGCAGAAGAGACGGGGGAAAAAAGCAAGCAGGUUGUUAUGGGAGAGGAUUAAAACACGUGUGCUUAAGGGUACAAGAACAACGACAGGUAGGAAGGAUCUAAUCCAGGCCCCUGAAAGACACGAGCCCACCAGCUCCAUGCCCUGCCUCUCGUCAUUACCGAGUCAAAAGAGUGUGUGUCCUGUGAGCGUGCCACAUCCUUACUGAAAUCUCCUGACCCGGCACAACAUAUCCCCAACCCCCGGACCUGCCACGUUGCACUGCUUGGCUGGUCGGCAGCUCCCCUCGCUGUGGGCCAGGAUGAAUGAUGUUCUGGAGGCCAUCUCCCCGGCGACCAGCCUCAGCGGUCCAGCUACCUGCGUCUCCAAAGUAGAGCUGCGCGUGUCUUGCAAAGCCCUGCUGGACCGAGACACGCUGAACAAGUCAGACCCAUGUGUCAUUCUCAUGGUGCAGACCAACGGACAGUGGACAGAGCUGGACAGGACAGAAGUGAUCAAGAGCAACUUGCAUCCAGUCUUUGCCAAGGUUUUCUCAUGGGACUACUACUUUGAGGAGGUUCAGAAGCUGCGAUUUGAAGUCUAUGACAUCCAUGGCACUCACAGCAUUGGGACCCGCGAUGACGACUUUCUGGGCGGGGUGGAGUGCACUCUUGGCCAGAUUGUGGCCCAGAAGAGGAUGGUGAAGCCUUUGUUGCUUAAGUAUGGGAAGUACGCCGGCAAAUCCACCAUCACUGUGCAUGCUGAGGAAAUUUCUGGCAACAACGGUUAUGUGGAGCUCUCCUUCUGUGCCAAGAAGCUUGAUGACAAGGAUCUCUUCAGCAAGUCAGACCCAUUUUUGGAAAUAUACCGAAUCAAUGACGAUGAAACCGAACAGCUUGUGCACAGAACAGAAGUGAUUAAAAACAACCUGAAUCCUGUGUGGGAGCCCUUUAAAGUGUCUCUCAUAUCUCUGUGCAGCUGUGAUGAGGAGCGCAAGCUCAAGUGCCUCGUGUGGGAUUAUGACUCCAGGGGCAAACAUGACUUCAUCGGCGAGUUCUACGCCACAUUCCGGGAAAUGCAGAAAAUUUCCAGUGGAAAUAAGGUUACGUGGGAUUGCAUCAAUCCCAAGUACAAACAAAAGAAGAGGAACUAUAAAAACUCCGGAGUUGUCAUCCUCAGUGACCUCAAGCUCCACAGAGUGUACUCCUUCUUAGAUUACAUCAUGGGUGGAUGCCAGAUUCACUUCACGGUUGCGAUUGACUUCACAGCCUCCAAUGGGGACCCAAGGAACAGCUGCUCUUUGCACUACAUCAACCCUUACCAACCCAACGAGUACCUGAAGGCGUUGAUAGCAGUGGGGGAGAUCUGUCAAGACUAUGAUAGUGACAAAAGGUUUUCAGCUCUGGGGUUUGGUGCCAGAAUCCCUCCAAAUUAUGAGGUAUCCCAUGACUUUGCCAUUAAUUUCAACCCAGAGGAUGAUGAAUGUGAAGAGAUCCAAGGAGUGGUUGAGGCAUACCAGAACUGUCUUCCCAAGAUCCAAUUGUACGGCCCAACCAAUGUUUCUCCCAUCAUUAACAGGAUAGCAAAGCUAGCAGCAGGCGACGGCAACAUUAAAGAUGCCUCUCGGUACCACAUCCUGCUCAUCCUCACGGAUGGUGUAGUGACAGACAUGGCAGACACGCGGGAGGCUAUCGUGCGAGCCUCCUACCAGCCUCUCUCCAUAAUCAUUGUUGGUGUGGGCAAUGCAGACUUCACAGACAUGCAGAUUUUGGAUGGAGAUGAUGGAGUUCUGCGCUCACCAAAGGGUGAACCAGUCCUGAGGGAUAUUGUGCAGUUUGUGCCCUUCAGAGACUUCAAAACGGCUUCACCUGCAGCCCUGGCCAAAUGUGUUCUGGCGGAGGUGCCCAAGCAAGUAGUGGAGUACUACAGCCAUAAGGCCAUCUCCCCUAUGUGUCCUUUGAGGGAUUUACUGACCCCCAUCCUCAGCCCGGUCGCCACCUCCCCUACUGAAUAACCGUCCUUCCUGCUUUUGGACCGAGCCUGGACCACAGCGGCAGUCCAGCAAACUGAGGGGGAGAAAAGACGCAUGCCUUGCGAUAUUGGGGAUGGACUGGAGAAGAAGAACCUUUCUAAAUGUGUUGUUACUCCUUUAUCUCAUUUUUCACACCUAUCAAAGUGUUUACAUGCGACAGUACAUACAGGCUGUGCAAACCGUGACCAUCCACCUCAUGGUUUUCAGCAUCAUGAGGCUUGUGUUGUUUUUACCCCAUCAUUUUUUUUGCAUGCAGGCCAAUCCCUCCGCGCUGAUCCAUCCAUCGGAUGAAGGUUUAUUAUUUUUUCCUGACCUUAAAAUUCAACAGCUGUGUCUUUCAUGUUGCCGUUUUACUAAAGUCAUAUCUUCAGAUUAUUUUGAAGAUGUGCUGUAUGCCAAAAUCCAAUUCCUUAUCUGAAAAAUACAGACUAUAUUCCUCAUUGAAUUACAAGAAGAAUAUAUAUUAUUGGCAAUGCUGCAUUCAGAAUUUUCAUUACAUUGACUUUCACUUACACACCUUAGUCUCUCCAUCUGCUCAAUUGACCUUACUUUGGAUUAUAAUGAGGCAAUAUUUUCAGACACACACUAUAAGCAAACCAUGUAUUGACAUUGAACAGUUAGCAGGUGCAGAUCGCCAGGUUGGUGUAUUCUAUGUUAAUAAUUACCAAACUACCAGGUAGUUAGGCAUUCUUCAAAAUAUUGAGUCUUUAUUUACUUCUGAUGUUUCACCGCUUUAGAAGUGUUCAUGUUGUACAUCUUUGAA
Pungitius pungitius (ninespine stickleback) is the source of this 2859-nucleotide messenger RNA. It is a transcript of the gene cpne7, whose product is annotated as copine VII. NCBI's taxonomy places the organism in Eukaryota, Metazoa, Chordata, Actinopteri, Perciformes, Gasterosteidae. The coding region runs from base 387 to 2078 and encodes 563 amino acids. The record is from RefSeq and is a predicted model, not a curated record. Gene Ontology annotation, molecular function: calcium-dependent phospholipid binding. Gene Ontology annotation, cellular component: plasma membrane. Gene Ontology annotation, biological process: cellular response to calcium ion. The transcript has 17 exons.